AUGGCAUCAAUGAUGACUCCAGCGCUUCUGGGCCAUCACAAGUACAAGAAUUCUCAUUUUUUUCAAGAGGAGGGAUUGGAUGGCACAUUUGUGAUUGAUCUGAACAUUGAGCUAGAUAAUGCAGCCCUAGUUGUUUCAGAUGAGAUAACUGAUCCCAAGGACUUGGAGUUUCUGUUCAAAUUGAAUACUGAAGCUGAAGAUAAGGAUGAUAAUACAUAUGAAGAUGAUGAAGAGGAUCAAGAUGAAGAUGACUAUGAUCUGACUGACCAUCCAGCUUAUAAUCCAAAUGAUUAUCGACUAUUUAUAAAUUGUACCUGCACUCUGAGAUGCAUGGGCUUCGACACAAAAGUCUUCAAGACCAGAGCUGAAGCUAGUAACCCCAAAAAGAGCAGUGCUGGUGGUGGUCACUUUGCAAGUACUGGUGAUGGUGAGCAGUUUAGAAUUAACACUAGAAGGACUAGAGCUCAAGGUAGUAACACCAAAAGGAGCAGUGCUGCUUGUGGUCAGGUUGCAAGCAAUGGUGACGGUGAGAAGUCUAGUAACCUCAUAAGGAGCCGUGCUGCUGGUGGCCAAUUAGCAUGUAGUCCUGAUGGUGGUAACUCUACAAGGAGCAGUGCUGCUGGUGUCAGCUCCAAAGUGGUUGGGACUGAGGGUGCUAACUUAGAAAGAACCAGUUUGAAUGGUCUUAACACUCAAACAGUUGGAGAUGAUUUUGGUAACUCACAAAGGAUCAGUUCUAAUGGUCUUAACUCUCAAAUGGUUGGAGAUGUUUCUGGUAACUCACAAAGGAGCAAUGUUAAUGGUCUUAACUCUCAAAUGGUUGGAGAUGCUUCUAGUAACUCACAAAGGAGCAAUGCUAAUGGUCUUAACUCUCAAAUGGCUGGAGUUGAAGGUGGUAACUCACAAUCCUCUCAGGAUCCUCCAAAAAGAGGGACAUCGAAAAUGUGCAGGACCAAGUACAAAAUACCUCCACAUAGUGGUAGAGUUCAGCUGGAACCUAUAGGUCAUUGGAUUGAAUAUUCACUCGGCAAGAUUAAAGAAUUUACGAGCACGUUUACAUCUCAUCCACGGCAUAGGGCACGUGCUGCAAAAAAUCUAGAGAACUAUCUAGUCAAGAGAGUAACUAAUAUGAUGUACCAAGUCCGUUUGGAGGCUGUCAAGAAAUGGUGUCAUAGAAAUAACAAAGACUGCGAUGAUACUCGAGCCCGCACCAUUGAACUAACAGAAGAACAGUACUUAACUUGUCGGGUGGAGUGGUGCAACGGGGAUGAGUACAUGACAUUAGCUCUAGAUGCAAAUUCACAAGAACUGGAAGGAAGAGCAUUGUACACUAUAGGACGUGGCAUGAAGCAUGGCCGUGUUCCAAUAGGUGAUGGUGUUGUGGAUAAGGCAAUUGUUCUAGCACAUUCCAAAUCUAUAUCUGUUAGGCCACCUGAUCCUGAUCAUUAUGAAAGUGUAGAACCACCUGCUGAACUGCUUCAACGUCUACAAGACCUUGAUGCCCGUCGUCAUCAGGUUUUAUGUUCAUGGCUACUGGGUCACAUGGAGGCUCAUUCUGUUGAUGAAAGGCGCAGCAACGACAACGCUAAUGACGAAGACGACGAUGAUGACUACAGCUACCAUGAAAGCGAUGAUGAUGACUGCAGCUACCAUCAAGGCAUCCAUCAUGUCCAGUACUCCAAUGAAGACGAUGAUGAUGACCACAUUGAGGACGAUGAUGACGAUGGCUGUCUUGAAGAUGGUGAUGAUAGCAGCUCCUCCCAAAUCGACGAUGAUCACCGCUCUACUAAGCAGUGA
This is a messenger RNA of Miscanthus lutarioriparius, 1797 nucleotides long. The record is from the annotation of a GenBank genome assembly. Lineage: Eukaryota; Viridiplantae; Streptophyta; Magnoliopsida; Poales; Poaceae.